CAGUGAAGGGUGCAUAUCUUUGUAUGAAUGUGUUUGAGUGCGCGUGUAUGUCUUGUGUGUAGUUGUAAACAUUUGUGUAUAGUGUAAAUCUAGCGAUCAUGGUGAAAUUAACGCCGGACUUGAUUUAUCAAGCUAUGCAGUACAUUAACCCUGUAAGAGAUCGCGAAUUGGAUUUAAGAGGUUACAAGAUACCAGUCAUCGAAAACAUGGGAGCAACUUUGGAUCAGUUUGACUGUAUAGAUUUUUCAGACAAUGACAUCAGAAAGUUAGAUGGAUUUCCACUUUUGAAACGUCUGAAAUGGCUGUUACUCAAUAACAACAGAAUUGUUCGUAUAUCUGAAGGUUUGGAAAAGUCCUUACCAAGUUUGGAGACGCUUGUGUUAACCGGAAAUCAAAUACAGGAACUGGCGGACUUGGACCCACUGGCAAGCAUCAAAUCACUAAGAACUCUAAGCCUUCUGCACAACCCAGUGACUACGCGACAGCAUUAUCGUGCAUAUGUUAUUUUCAGAAUACCACAUUUACGUGUACUGGAUUUUCGAAAAAUCAAAAUGAAAGAGCGAGAAGAUGCAGCUGCUCUAUUCAAAAGCAAGAAAGGCAAGGAGCUGCAGAAAGAGAUUGCCAAAAAAGCAAAAAAUGCCUUCCAGAAUGCCGCUGCUGCAGGAUCUUCAGAGGAGCAGAAGCCUACAGGACCCACAGCAGAAGAACUGUGGAAGAUUAGAGAAGCUAUUUCGAAGGCCAGUUCAUUAGAAGAAGUGGAAAGGCUCAACAGACUACUUCAAGCUGGGCAAAUACCUGGGAGGGCACAUCCUCCAGGAGUUUCGCAAAUGGACGAAGAGAUGGACGAAGAGGAGUCGUCACACAACCGCUCGAUGAUGAAUGGGAACUGAAGUGACAUUGGUUUUGUGAGUUAUGUUGCUGGAAACUAUUAAUAUCUUUAAGAACUGUUUAUUCUUAUGACAUUUGUGAACAUGAGUAGUCUCCCUGUUUAAUAUAUUAAUCCAUUUUGUCGGCACAAAACAUUAAUGUAAAUUGUCUUAAAGUGUAUCUCAAGGGUACCUCCUUUCCUUUUAUUAAAUUCUGAUUGAGGAAAUGGA
Messenger RNA from Schistocerca americana (American grasshopper), 1097 nucleotides. RefSeq names its product U2 small nuclear ribonucleoprotein A'-like. The transcript has a single exon. Gene Ontology annotation, biological process: mRNA splicing, via spliceosome. The coding region runs from base 99 to 890 and encodes 263 amino acids. Gene Ontology annotation, cellular component: U2 snRNP. Gene Ontology annotation, molecular function: U2 snRNA binding; protein binding. NCBI's taxonomy places the organism in Eukaryota, Metazoa, Arthropoda, Insecta, Orthoptera, Acrididae. The record is from RefSeq and is a predicted model, not a curated record.